Amorphotheca resinae ATCC 22711 is the source of this 1817-nucleotide messenger RNA. RefSeq lists its product as hypothetical. Gene Ontology annotation, biological process: farnesyl diphosphate metabolic process; ergosterol biosynthetic process. Gene Ontology annotation, cellular component: endoplasmic reticulum membrane. Lineage: Eukaryota; Fungi; Ascomycota; Leotiomycetes; Helotiales; Amorphothecaceae. The transcript is spliced from 4 exons. The record is from RefSeq and is a predicted model, not a curated record. The coding region runs from base 125 to 1573 and encodes 482 amino acids. Gene Ontology annotation, molecular function: squalene synthase [NAD(P)H] activity.
UCCAUAUCGCUUCGUGUUGCCUCCUGUCUGUGGAAUUGCGCGCUGCUUACUCCUUUCCACCGAGGCCACGAAUCUACGAACGAGUCCUCCAAGGAGUUGCAAUCUCGCAACCAACCUGCUCACGAUGGGUCUCCUUUCGCAACUUUUGUAUUAUUCCUUCCAUCCUAAUCAAUUGAGAUCUAUAUUGCAAUGGAAGUUAUGGCACGAGCCAGUCCACACACGCGACCCAGCCAAGGAGUCAGCGACUCUGAAGGAGUGCUUCAAGUACCUUAAUAUGACCAGUCGAAGUUUCAGUGCGGUUAUUCAAGAACUGAAUCCCGAAUUACUCGUCCCUGUUGCGCUCUUCUACCUGAUCCUGCGAGGUUUGGAUACGAUUGAAGACGACAUGACGAUUCCCCUGGAGAAGAAGGAGCCGUUGUUACGGGAUUUCUAUAACAUAAUUGAGAAGGAUGGUUGGACUUUUAACGGCAAUGGGCCGAAUGAGAAGGACCGGGAUUUACUGGUACAUUUCGAUGCUAUCAUCACCGAGUUCAAAUUGGUCAAGCCUGCCUACCAGGCGAUCAUUAAGGAUAUCACCAAGAAGAUGGGAGACGGCAUGGCUGACUAUGCGAACAACGCGGAGCACAACAUCAAUGGUGUCAACACCGUCGAGGACUACGAGCUCUACUGCCAUUAUGUCGCUGGUCUGGUUGGGGAUGGGUUGACGAGAUUAUUCGUGGAGGGUGGGUUUGCCAACCCCGCAUUGCUCAAACGCCCUGAACUUGCAGAAGCGAUGGGUCAAUUCCUGCAGAAGACAAACAUCAUCCGUGAUAUCAAAGAGGAUAUUGAUGACAAGAGACGUUUCUGGCCAAAGGAGAUCUGGUCGAAACAUGUCGACAAGUUUGAGGACCUGUUUGAUCCUAAGAACUUGGAUGCCGCCCUGGCCUGCAGCUCCGAGAUGGUUCUCAACUCCCUUCGACAUGCUGAUGAAUGUCUAUUCUAUAUGGCGGGUAUCAAGGAUCAAAGUGUCUUCAAUUUCGUCGCGAUCCCGCAGUCAAUGGCUAUUGCCACUUUAGAGCUCGUCUUCCGAAAUCCUAAGAUCUUCGAGAGGAACGUUAAGAUUACGAAAGGAGAUGCUUGCGAGCUGAUGACGCUGUCGACGCAAAAUCUACGGUCUGUCUGUGAAGUCUUCCAGCGCUACGCCAGGAGGAUACACAAGAAGAACACGCCUAAAGACCCCAACUUCCUCCAAAUCAGCAUGGCGUGUGCAAAGAUCGAGCAAUUCAUCGAGUCCCUAUACCCGACACAGGAUCCAAAGGCUCUGUCCCUCAUGCAUGGUACAGGGGAGCCAGAUGAAAGACAGAAGAAGGACAAGAAGGCCAAAGAAGAAUCUGCGAGUGAGAUAUUCUAUCUUCUUCUUGCUGUAGUGGGGACAUUACUGGUGAUUUCAUCUCUGAUGGUCGGAGCUGCAUGGAUUGCAGGAGCGAGAUUCGACAUUGCCAUUAGCGAGCUGACUAACGGCAAAUUUUUUCCUCCAACCGACCCAGCUUCAAUCUCAGCCGUCGUCCGGCAACAUGAUCAUGGAGAGUUGUAAACUUUCUUUCCUCGCCUUACCAUACCAUAAUAUUACCCGCCGUGGACGGCGGUCCUACUUUUUUACCAAUAAUGUCCAUGUGGCUUCAAGCGAUGUACUGUAUUAUAAUUUCAAAACAGGGUAUCAGCGAUCAAUGGAAGCAGCGCAGCCUGGAACCAUGCGGUGUGAGUAGUGAAGCUUCCCAUUCCAUCUUUUUUCCUUUCUUUCUCGCCAGAUUAGCACGGAUGUCAAAUUGCAAUUCGGU